Ostrinia nubilalis (European corn borer) is the source of this 6574-nucleotide messenger RNA. Its product is annotated as transient receptor potential-gamma protein-like. The transcript has 17 exons. Lineage: Eukaryota; Metazoa; Arthropoda; Insecta; Lepidoptera; Crambidae. The record is from RefSeq and is a predicted model, not a curated record. Gene Ontology annotation, cellular component: cation channel complex; plasma membrane. The coding region runs from base 60 to 3434 and encodes 1124 amino acids. Gene Ontology annotation, biological process: regulation of cytosolic calcium ion concentration; calcium ion transmembrane transport. Gene Ontology annotation, molecular function: inositol 1,4,5 trisphosphate binding; protein binding; store-operated calcium channel activity.
GCGGCGGCGGCAGCAGCGGCGGCAGCGACGCGCGCCGCCCUUCCACAUGCCGCGUGGAGAUGGGCAACCUGCUGGCGCCCGAGCCGCGUCCGCUCGACAACAAAGUCAAGCGGCACAGCAUCCACGGGAUGACAGAGGAGGAGAACGUGGUGCGGCCGCACCAGGAGAUGGCCGUGCUGUCCCUGGAGGAGAAGAAGUACCUGCUGGGCGUGGAGCGCGGCGACGUGGCGGGCACGCGGCGCGUGCUGCAGCGCGCGCGCGACACGUGCCACAUCAACGUGGACUGCGUGGACCCGCUGGGCCGCAGCGCGCUGCUCAUGGCCAUCGACAACGAGAACCUCGAGAUGGUGGAGCUGCUGCUGGAGUUCGGCGUGGAGACGCGCGACGCGCUGCUGCACGCCAUCUCCGAGGAGUUCGUCGAGGCCGUCGAGGCGCUGCUCGACCACGAGGAGCGCUCGCGCAAGCCGGGCGAGCUGCACAGCUGGGAGGCGCUGCCGCCGGAGACGGCCACGUUCACGGCGGACAUCACGCCGCUGAUCCUGGCGGCGCACCGCGACAGCUACGAGAUCAUCAAGCUGCUGCUGGACCGCGGCGCCGCGCUGCCCGUGCCGCACGACGUGCGCUGCGGCUGCGACGAGUGCGUGCGCUCGCGCUCCGAGGACUCGCUGCGCCACUCGCGCUCCAGGAUCAACGCCUACAGGGCUCUGGCCUCACCCUCGCUGAUCGCGCUGUCUUCGAAGGACCCCAUACUGACCGCGUUCGAGCUGUCCUGGGAGCUGCGGCGGCUGUCCGCGCUGGAGCACGAGUUCAAGACUGAGUACCAGGAGCUGCGCGCGCAGUGCCAGGAGUUCGCGACGGCGCUGCUGGACCACACGCGCACGUCGCACGAGCUGCAGGUGCUGCUGAACCACGAGACGGGCGCGCCGCAGGCGCCGCUGCCCGAGCCCGGCGCGCCCGAGCGCAUGCGCCUGUCGCGGCUCAAGCUGGCCAUCAAGCUGCGCCAAAAGAAGUUCGUGGCGCACCCGAACGUGCAGCAGCUGCUGGCGUCCAUCUGGUACGAGAGCGUGCCGGGCUUCCGGCGCAAGAACAUGCUGCUGCAGGCGGCCGAGAUGGUGCGCAUCGGCGCCAUGUUCCCGCUGUACGCGCUGGCCUACGUGGCCGCGCCGCACUCCGCCGCCGGCCGCACGCUGCGCAAGCCCUUCAUCAAGUUCCUCUGCCACUCGGCCAGCUACUUCAUGUUCCUGUUUCUCCUAAUACUAGCAUCGCAAAGAAUAGAAACGGCAGCGGGGGGCCUUCUGUGGGGCAGCCCACACGCGGAGCCGCUGUCGCGACGAGGAGCGGCGCCCUCCUUGGUCGAAUGGCUCAUCCUCGCCUGGGUCAGUGGUUUGAUUUGGAGCGAGGUGAAACAGCUCUGGGACAUGGGGCUGCGGGAAUAUGUGCACGACAUGUGGAAUGUUAUAGACUUCGUUACGAAUUCUUUGUACGUGGCCACGGUUGCGUUGCGAAUCGUUUCACAUUUUCAGGUUCGUCGAGAAAUGGCGCAAGGAUUGCAAUGGAACCAACCUCGAGAGAAAUGGGAUGCGUGGGACCCUAUGCUGCUAUCGGAGGGUCUGUUCUCGGCAGCGAACAUCUUCAGCAGCUUGAAACUAGUUUACAUCUUCAGCGUGAACCCACACCUCGGACCUCUGCAAGUUUCUUUGAGCCGGAUGGUGCUAGAUAUUUUGAAAUUCUUCGUAUUAGACAUCUUAGUCAUAUUUGCCUUCUCCUGUGGUCUGAAUCAACUAUUGUGGUAUUACGCUGACAUGGAAAAGAAGCGAUGUACAAUCGGAACCAAUAUUCCGGCAGCAAAUGGAACACUACCUGAUCCUGAUGCCUGUAUCGUUUGGAGACGAUUUGCAAAUUUAUUUGAGACCAUGCAGACCCUCUUUUGGGCCGCAUUCGGGCUGGUGGACCUCGACUCGUUCGAGCUGGACGGCAUCAAGAUCUUCACGCGCUUUUGGGGCAUGCUCAUGUUCGGCACCUACGCCGUCAUCAACGUCAUCGUCCUACUGAAUCUGCUAAUCGCCAUGAUGAAUCAUUCAUAUCAACUUAUAUCUGAGCGUGCAGACGUGGAGUGGAAGUUCGCCCGCAGCAAGCUGUGGAUCAGCUUCUUCGAGGAGGGCGGCACGGCGCCGCCGCCCUUCAACGUGGUGCCGUCGCCCAAGUCGCUGCUGUACGCCUGGCGCUGGCUGCAGCGCCGCAUGUGCGGCCACGCGCGCGCCAAGCGCGAGCACAUGCGCACCAUCCGGAGAAAAGCAAAACAAGCAAACGAGCGAGAUUUCAGAUAUCAGGCUAUAAUGCGAAACCUGGUGCGACGCUACGUGACGGUGCAGCAGCGACGCGCGGAGAGCGGCGGCGUGACGGAGGACGACGUCAACGAGAUCAAGCAGGACGUCAGCGCCUUCCGCUGCGAGCUGGUCGAGAUCCUGCGCAACUCCGGCAUGAACACGUCCACGGCCAACGCAGGUGCUCCCGGUGGGGGCGGCGGCAAGAAGAACCGGCAGAAGGAGCGGCGCCUGAUGAAGGGGUUCAACAUCGCGCCGGGCGGCUCGCUGGCGCCGGUGGACGAGUUCCUGGCGUCGCUGCACCACGAGCACGGCGGCGGCCACGCGCACCACGCCUCGCUCAGCGCGCUGCUGGGCGGCGCCGGCGGCCGCCUGCGCACCAGCCAGUCCAGCCUGUCCGACGCGCCCGGCGCCGGCGCGGGCGGCGCGGCGGCGGGCGGCUCCACGCGCCGCAAGCCGGCGCCGCACAAGCGCCGCUGGGGCACCAUCAUCGAGGCGGCGCGGGCGGCGCGCGUGUCGCGCCUCAUCGGCCGCUCGCGCUCCGAGGACUCCGUGUGCGACCACACCAGGCAAUCCCCCAGCGGCAGCGAGCGUUCGGAGUCGGGCAGCGACUCGCAGCGCAGCCCGGAGCGCGCGCGCGGCGGCCCGCUGCACCCGCUCAGCGCGCUCGCCGCGCUCAAGCGCAAGCGCAAGAAGUUCUCCGACUCGCGCCGCUCCGCCGCCGCCGAAGCCGCCGCUGCCGCAGCCGCCGAGGCCCUGCAGCGCGCCAGCUCGGUGCCGGCGCGGGUGCCGCCGCCGCAGCCGCCGCCGCGCGCGCCGCUGCAGCCGCCGCCGCCCUCGCCCGCGCCCGCCGCGCGGGGCGGCAGCCGCGAGCCGCUGCUGGCCAGCCUCGACGACGACGCGCACAAGGCGUGCGGUCGGUGCGGCUGCGACGCGACGGUGACGACGAGCGUGUGCUCGAGCGCGAGCGCGCCGGACGAGGAGCCGGAGGCGGCGGGCGGCGGCGCGGGCGCGGGCGCCACGUGCGGGCGCUGCGCGGCGCUGGCGCGGCUGGCGGGCGUGACGCCGCUGCACGGCCACGCGCCGCACCACUCGGCCGGCUGGCUCUAGCCGCUCCGAGGAGCCGCCUGCGCCGCGCGAGGGAGCGUCUUCUGACGGGCGCGAGUCGUCCGGGCCGAUGAGCGCGGAAAACGAUUCCUAUUUAAGAACAUUUUCGCUCGCGGUUCUGUAGACUGACCGCGGCUUCGGUGGCCUCGCCGCGUGUGUCGACGGAAACUCAUUCCAGUGAAAAGAAACUGAGUAAUGUUUGACCGAAGUCGACUGUGUGAUAAAUAAUAACAAGAGAGCACAAAAUAUCAAUUUCUUUGAUCGUCCGAGCAUAAUUUAGUAUAUCACUAGUUUUGAGAAAACUAAACAAACUUGCGUACGUCGCUACAUUUGCGUGGCGAUCGCGAAGCGAUCUCAGUAAAGUUUGUAAGAAACGUCCGAAUAGAAAACAACCAAGUACGGUAUGUAAUACUUAGCUUUAGUGAUCGAUGAGGAGUAAUAAAUGUGUUGGUACUUCUACUGAGCGCAACACUAGACGUUAUGUGCCGUCACAAUCUUCAAGUAAUUUUAAGUGUAAUGGUUAGUUAUCAUUACGACCAAUUUUUCUAUUGUGAUAUAAAUAUAGACUUUUAGUACCAUUACCUAAAUUCGGUCACAGAAAAAGUUUUAUAAUGGUGUAUUUAUUCAAUGUAAAUACAGGCGAUCUGAUCAUUUCAAAUAAAAACCACAAUAACGUCAGUGUCGCGCAUCAUCAUCAUCAUUAUUUAUCUUUAAGAUCGUAAGGGUAAUAAAAUAUGGGUGAUAACACCAAAUAUUAGACUAAAAUCAAGGCAGGCGUAAUAACAUUAAUAUUAAAUAUGAGAUUUGAAAAGUUAUAUCAAUGCUUCUAUCGGUUUCUAGUCCUCUGAAAAACAUCCCCUGCCUUUGAUCGAGACCGGUUUUCAGUAAAUAGGGAAAAUAUUACUAGUAGUCACGAAUGAGCUAUGCCACAAGUACACGAGAAUUUCCCGGGCAUCGAAUAUCGCAAAUAUUUGCUGUUUGCACUUAAGGCUAGUCGCUCCUAAUAGAAAUAAUAAAUAUACACAUAUUACCUAGUAGUCGGUAGAUCUUCCUAAUUAUAUUAACGAAGGCAUAUUUUAUUGAACACCAAUUAGUUAUGUAGUUACAAGUGAAAUUUUAAGAUGUAGUUACGUAUUUAUAAGCAAAAUAUUUUAUAUACCUUCCUACGCGUUGCGUUGUACUUAGUUUAAGUGCUAAUAAGUUAAUAGAAAUGAUGUGUUCCAGAAAGUUUUCCAAUAAUAAGUUACUCAGUCGGCGCACAUAAAAUAGCGGUAAUUACCUAAUAAGUAAGAACGAACAACAUGAAACAGGGAUUUUUCAAAAAAACAUGUUAUACCUACUUUCCUAAACCCGAGAUGAUCACCCCUGAUUUUAUAAGACACGUAGGUUAGAUAGGGCGUAGGCCUAGAUAGGUAAGAUAAUAUACAUUUGACGCAAUACUUAUUGAUUAAAUCAUAUGUGAUCACAAAGUUUUACAUUCUUAUAAUAAAUUACGAUAUAUUCUAUGAGGCGACAGAUAUGUUUGGUUUACUACAAGAUAUGGAUAUAUGUAAUAGUAAAUUCAGUAUAGAGCAUUUUAUUAAAGCAAUGUAUCGUGCACCCGACAAAACGAAGCAUCUAAUAAAGCAUUUUAUAGAUUUAGCCCCUAACUCAGUCAGUGCCUGAGGUAUGGGAGCGGCACGGGAGGGGGUUUUUAAGACGUCAAACGUCAGUGAGACUUCAGAUUUGUAUAGAUGAACUACACUGAACUGUCCUUUAUUUGACACUGACAGGGGGGCCACCGUCAAUAGCGGAUCGCUAGUUCCGAAUUUUGCCACGGUGGAAACCAUAUAGUUGCACGAAGAUGGUGGCGCCCUGCUGUCAAUGUCGUCGGUGGGACAUUUCAGUGUAGUUCAUCUAUAUGCUCUGUCACGAUAUAACAUGUCAAUGUCACCCCUCCCGUACCGCUCCCAUACCUCAGGCACUCACUGAAUUAAGUGUUAGAACUAUAAAUAGGUACUUACUUAGUUUUUAGUGAUAUGACAUACUGAUGUUAUUUUGUUCUGUCUGAGAUUAUUGAGAAAAGCGGUCGUAUUCGCUUUUAACUUCAGUUAAAGAAGUUGAAAACCAGGAAACUGGGUCAAAAUGAUUAUUUUGUAUAGCACAAAAAUAUUUGAAUUUGAAUACGACUGCGUAAACAUAAUCAUAUCGAAGCGUAUACUUCUUGUAGGGUAGCGUGCAAGCACAUUAUAUUUAACUAAAAAGUUUACCGGCGUUAUACAUAUAGCCAGUGGGUUUCAAGAGACACAGUCGACUACAGAAUAUACAAUGUGCGUAUAAAUUAUUGUCAUAACAUGAUGACCCCGGUAAUAAUGUAAAAUAUGGGAAUGAAGUAUGUUAUGGUAACAUUUUGGAAUAAUACUUGCGUGACAUUCAACGUCAUCUAUUUAUUUACACCAGAGCGAUGUUGCGAGUUAAAAUAAGUUAUUUACGGCCUAUAAUAUAAAUAAUUGAAGUGAGCGCUUCGUUUGGUCGGGCGCGCGGGCGCCGAGGCGGGCCUGCGGGCCCGAGGGGAGCGCACUCGUGUUUCGUACCUACUCUUUGACGCAAACAACUGCCUACAUCGUAAGUACUUCAUUAAAACAUUCACUGAAUAGCCUAAAAAGUCACACCGAUCAAAUUGUAUCCGAAAUGUAACAUCAUGGAUCGACAAAUGUUAAGUCAGCAGUACUAUUUGAAAAAGCAUCGAUUCUAUAAAGCCAACAAACACGACGCUACUCCGUUCCGAUUAAUAAGUUUUGCCCAGAACAUUAUCGUACCUAUAACACGACUUCACAGACUUCAGAUAUCAUAAUCAGACCCAAAAUCUAAUAAUCCAUAGUACACAUGGUACAUAGUACUUAAGACUGUAAUUAUAAUUCCAAGAUUUCAUAUAACACCGUCCCUGGGUAACGGACGGUAUCAGGGCUGCAGGAGCGCAAGGGGAGUGGGUGGAGCAUGGUACGGGAGGCGCUCCCGCCGGCCCGCGCUCGCAGCCGGAGCCGCGUGCGACAGAGGCCUUCACGCGCUCGAGCGGCAACUAUUAUAUUUUGUAAGAUUGUUAUUUAUUUAUACAUUGUAUUUGUAUAUAACGGUGCGAACUUUAAUAAAAUAAGCACUAUUUA